AACAAGGCGGAUACACACUCACACACAGUCACACAGACACUCACACAGACAGCGCGGGGCAGAGCGUUCAGUACAGAGUACCGCACCCACCGCCACAACCUCAAGAGGGGCGGUUACCCCUCGCGUGCUGAUGCGGACCGGGCCCGGGGUUUCCCGCAGAUGAAGGAGCUGGCGAGUCGGGAAGGCGUCCGGCUCUUCCGGCUGCUGAAUCUCCACCUGGAGCAGGAGCAGAAAUUCCAACCCCGGGAGAAAGGGCUGAGUCUGAUGGAGGCCACCGCUGAGAACGACAAUACCCUGUGUCCAAGACUGAGAAAUGCCAAGGUGGAAGAUCUCAGGAGCUUAACCAACUUUUUUGCAUUUCGGACCGAAACCUUUGUCCUGGCCGUCAACAUUUUGGACAGAUUCUUGGCUCUUAUGAAGGUGAAACCUAAGCAUUUAUCUUGCAUUGGCGUCUGCUGUUUCCUGUUGGCCGCCCGCUUAGUGGAAGAGGAAUGCAAUAUUCCGUCCAUCCAUGAUGUCAUCCGAAUUAGCCAAUGUAAAUGCACUGUGUCCGAUAUCAAAAGGAUGGAAAAGAUCAUUUCAGAAAAGCUGCACUAUGAAUUGAAAGCUACUACUGCCUUAACUUUUUUACACUUGUACCACGCUAUUGUUCUCUGUCACACUUUGCAAAGAAAAGAAGUAUUGAGCCUUGACAAACUGGAAGCUCAGUUAAAAGCUUGCAACUGCCGACUAAUUUUUUCAAAAGCGAAACCAUCUGUAUUAGCCUUGUGCCUUCUCACUCUGGAAGUGGAAACUCUGAAAUCUAUUGACUUGUUAGAAAUUCUCCUACAUGUUCAGAAGCAUUCCAAGAUUAACGAUCCUGACUUGCUGUACUGGAGAGAGUUGGUUUCCAAAUGCCUAACGGAAUAUUCUUCGCCCGCGUGCUGCAAGCCGGACCACAGGAAGCUGGUGUGGAUCGUUUCACGGCGCACGGCCCAGUGCCUGCACAACAGCUACUACAGCGUCCCCGAGCUGCCCACCAUCCCCGAAGGCGGCUGUCUCGAUGAGAGCGAAGGACUCAGCCGAAGAUAUGAGUUGUGGAGAAGAAAGUCUGAGCAGCUCCCCUCCCAGCGACAAGGAAUGCUCCUUCUCCUUCGACUUCAAAGUGUCACAAGCUCUGUGCUUCCCCUCUUAGAAAUAUCAUUGCACAAGAACUGGGAUUUGGUUUCUAAGCAAUAAGUGGGGGUGAGGGUGUGGGGAGGGAUUGAGCAGUCUAAAUUUUCUUUGUAUUCCCUUCCCUUAUCUUCAGCCUCCCCUCCAAGGAGGAGGCCCAUACUUCGCUCCCCGUAUUUACGACUCAGAUCCGUUCUGCCGCUUUCGGACUUCAGCCUAAGCCAUCAGAUGGAUUCCCGUCUCCUUCACAAGAACUUUAAAAUGUGGCACUUUUUCAUUUUUGACACAGAUAGGGUCUCUGGCUCUCUCUGCUUGCUCGGGAGAGGAGGCCUGGAAUCUCAAAUUUACUACUUAGGGCUUUUCUAGGGAAUUGUAACGGUAUAGGUCUUUUGUAACUCUUUGUAAAGAGCCUUCAGGUAUUCUGACUCCAGCCCAGGGAGACCGUUCACGGACUGAACGGUGCUUUGUCCUCUGAACGGUUUUUCUUGUGUUUUUUUUUUUUUUCUUUUUCUCCCCCAAACGUGUCCCAAGAAGCUGCAGGCUCCCAUAGGAGAAGGAUGCAGAUCAGGUGACGUUUGGUGGUAUUUGGGGGGAAAUGCUUCACGCAGUCUAAGCGGUGUUCAAAUCGGACGAGCCUCUUGACCUUUGUACACUUUUGUAUUUAAUGCCUCGGUUCAAGCUGGUGUCCUAGAGCCGAAGUCACUGGAAGGCUAAGGGAUCAGGUAUUAAAGUCUUUGCGACUAAGUACUUUAGCCCUGUAGCUUUAUUUUAGUGAUAUCGAGCCAAGUCCCUAAUCAUAACGAGUUCUGCAUGCAUGUGUGUGAAAGCAGGUAGUGCAAGAAAAAUUCAUUACACUGAAGUGUUGGAAAGUGUGUCAUUGAUCAGUAUUGGUGUAAUAGAAAUCUAGUUUUGUUGUUGUUGCUUUUCUUAGCGGAUCUUAAUGACCGCAUUACACUUCGGGAAUAGAGAAAGUAAACAAUGUUACUCAUGCUUUAUGAACAACUGUAUUCGUAUAUGGGUGCUGGGGUUGAACUAUAAAGCAGAAAACCCAAGUGUUAAAUUUGUAUUCUAGAUGUAAGCAUCUUUCUGUGCUGUGGUACAGAUGUGAGUGGCAAUGUGUGUACUGAAACUUCUACAAGGACUGAAAGUUUACAAAAAUGUAUAUAAAAAAUGUAAAUUUAAAAAACUGUACAUAAAAAAAGUACCGUAUUUUUUUACAUUGUGUAUGUAACGGUCUGUAGACGCUGCAUGUAGAUAUAAUUUAUUACGUAUUCUGUAUGAUAAAAGCUGUACAUUGAUAUACUGUCUUUUUUUUACCGUUAAAUCGAGGACAGCUGUCUGAAAUCAAGCCCUCUAAAGUGCUCCACCCCAGUGGAUUCCAGUUCGGAAUAAAAUAAAAAUAUCCCUCC
Tachyglossus aculeatus (Australian echidna) is the source of this 2561-nucleotide messenger RNA. RefSeq names its product cyclin G2 (gene CCNG2). Gene Ontology annotation, cellular component: nucleus; cytoplasm; cyclin-dependent protein kinase holoenzyme complex. The transcript has 8 exons. NCBI's taxonomy places the organism in Eukaryota, Metazoa, Chordata, Mammalia, Monotremata, Tachyglossidae. Gene Ontology annotation, biological process: mitotic cell cycle phase transition; regulation of cyclin-dependent protein serine/threonine kinase activity. The coding region runs from base 160 to 1218 and encodes 352 amino acids. The record is from RefSeq and is a predicted model, not a curated record. Gene Ontology annotation, molecular function: cyclin-dependent protein serine/threonine kinase regulator activity.